GGUAGCUUACCAAUUCCAAGUUACCCCAGGUAGUUGAACAAAUUCAACAUCCCUCUAAUUUCCACCAUUUCCUCCAUUUCUCCUCCACCAAGGCGAUUCCACACAUUGAUAAAUGAUUGAACGAGACCAAUAUAUUCUUCUCAAAGGAUACACCUGAUGUUCUACUUUCUUUUUGCGCUUUGAGCCCGCAUUUGCCUCCAAGGCCCGCAUCGCUGUCGCAUUUUCUACCCCGCCGCAUUUAUCGACUUCGAUCCGACCCUUCUCCCCAUGUGAGGCGACGAAUUAUCUUCCUCCGUCGAACAUGUUUGCGGUUUCUUCUCGCUCCCCAUACGACUUUGUAUUCCCACGGAGCAGAAGGAAGCCCACACCGCACCGCCGACCCCAGAAAGCUUCUUGAACCUGCCUUGGGCUUGGGUAAACUCGCUCAACAAGUUUUAUUUUCCCGCGACACUUUUGCAGCUGGCCCAACAUGCCUGGGCUCCCAGCUUCAGUUGAUCUGGAUGAAUGCAUCUCCCGUUUGUAUAAGAAGGAACUUUUGGCCGAAUCCGUGAUCGAGGCAAUAUGCGCCAAGACGAAAGAGUUACUCAUGCGAGAGAGCAACGUGGUCCACGUGCGGGCUCCCGUCACCGUCGUCGGUGAUAUCCACGGCCAGUUCUACGAUCUGAUCGAGAUAUUCAAGAUUGGUGGUUGGUGUCCGGAUACGAACUACUUAUUCCUCGGCGACUAUGUGGAUCGCGGCAUGUUCAGCGUAGAGACGAUAUCACUACUUGUCUGCCUUAAACUACGAUAUCCGAACCGAGUACACCUUAUCCGAGGCAACCACGAGUCGCGCGGCGUGACGCAGUCUUACGGCUUCUAUACCGAGUGCUCGCGCAAAUACGGCAACGCAAACGUCUGGCACUACUUUACUGACAUGUUCGACUUCCUUACUCUAUCCGUCGUCAUUAACGACCAGAUAUUCUGCGUACACGGCGGACUAUCACCGUCCAUCCAUUCUAUCGACCAGAUCAAGAUCAUCGACCGGUUUAGAGAGAUACCACACGAAGGCCCCAUGGCCGAUCUCGUAUGGUCCGAUCCAGACCCCGAAAGAGACGAAUUCUCCCUUUCACCCCGAGGUGCAGGGUAUACUUUUGGCGCCCGAGUAGUAAAAAAGUUCCUGGCCGUCAACGGAAUGAACCAUAUCCUGCGUGCGCACCAGCUCUGCCAGGAGGGCUUCCAGGUCCUCUAUGACGACCAGCUGAGCACGGUAUGGAGCGCACCUAACUACUGCUACCGAUGCGGCAACAUGGCCAGUGUUUUGGAAGUCAGCGAUGCUGGGGAAAGGUUCUUCAACGUGUUCGCAGCCGCGCCCGAGAAUGACCAACAUAAGGAGAUCCAGCAGGGGACCGAAAAAGCCGCCGAUGGGAACGCUCUGCCGGAUUAUUUCUUGUAGCGAUAUGGAUUGAUUGCUCAUCCCUAUAUUUACUUUA
Molecule: messenger RNA, 1469 nt
Organism: Hypoxylon fragiforme
Lineage: Eukaryota; Fungi; Ascomycota; Sordariomycetes; Xylariales; Hypoxylaceae
Product: serine/threonine-protein phosphatase PP2A catalytic subunit
Exons: 3
Coding region: 470-1432 (320 amino acids)
Biological process (GO): peptidyl-serine dephosphorylation
Cellular component (GO): FAR/SIP/STRIPAK complex
Molecular function (GO): protein serine/threonine phosphatase activity
Source: RefSeq, a predicted model, not a curated record